CUAAAUCUGUGGUAAUGCCAAUGGUUUUGGAAUGGGCACAUAUGGGUGUGAUGGUCGGGUGUCCACAUACUGGCCAUGUAGAGUAUGCGUGUAUUAGCUUGUCUUUCUCUUUAUCCUUUAUUUAAGGGAGACACCCCUAUUUACAUCCAUAUUCCAAAGCCCUUAGGUCAUAUUUCCAAUUCGUUUCACAGUUAGUGAACCAACUACUGAUUUCGCAUGAGAUGCUCCUUUAAGAACUGAAUGCACAAGUGCAGGGCCUGACAUCACUUUAACAGCAUGAUGGGGUGAAAUCUAAUCCCCACAUACCCAGCAGCCUGAAGGGCCAUUCCACACAUUGAGACGUGAGGAAAAACAACAAGAACAGAAACACUGUCCUUUUGUUUAACUUUUCACUAAAUAUUAACACAAAGCUUCCUGAACAGACUGCAGCUUUCAUCCAUUUUUCCUCAGAAAAUAUCUUGUUUCUUCUGAUUCCCCCCCAUUGGUUAUUUGAAACACCAUGGUCUAUUAUUAGCCAUGUUGCUUAGCAUGGGGCACAGAGGGUUCAGUAAACAGAUUUCUCUCACUCUCCCUCCUUCUCCUUGCACUAUCACAGACACAGUGUCUGUGUGUGUAUGAAGUGUAUGUAAUGGACGACUUGCCUGUUGAAGGCAAAGAACACUGCAAGCAAGAUCUCUGAUAACCUGUCCCUGCCUUUUUUAAAAGAUGGCUUCCAGACUGUCUGUAGCUUAAAGGAAACCCUUGAUUAAGGUGAAACAUUUUUUUUUUUUUAAAGAAGAAAAACAAAUCCUCAUCAAGAAGCAGAAUGGACCUGAGAGCUAAGCAUGGUCUGAUGCUGUUGGAACAGCUGAAUCACAUGCGUGAAGCGGAGCAGUUAACAGAUGUGGUACUUAUUGCGGAAGGCCUCAGCUUCCCAUGUCACCGGUCAGUUCUUGCUGCGUUCAGCCCAUAUUUCCGGGUCAUGUUUACCUGUGGCCUGCGUGAGAGUGUAAACCGCCAGGUGGUACUGAGAGACAUGCCAGCUCAAAGCUUAGCCCUCUUACUGGAAUACAUGUACAGCUCCAAGCUUCCACUUUCCCCUGACAACGUACAGGGUAUCUCAGUCGCCGCAUUCCUCUUGCAGAUGGAUGAUGUCUUUAAGCGCUGCCAAAUCUAUAUGACGGACAACAUGGACGCCUCCAACUGCCUGGGGAUCUAUUACUAUGCACGCGAUUUGGGAGCUGAAGAAUUAGUAGACCAGGCUCAGCGUUACCUCCGGCAGCACUUCACAGAGGUGUGUAUGAGCGAGGAGGUGCUGGAGCUGGAAGCCUAUCAACUUGGGGCGUUGCUAGCUUCAGAUGACCUUAAUGUCACCCGAGAGGAAACCAUUCUUGACGUAGUGCUGCGAUGGGUGAAACAUUGCUCAGUUGGAGUGAGUCUGGGGGAGGGAAAUCGUGCCAGUCAGCUGCCAGAACUCUUACAGAAGGUACGCCUUCCACUGGUGAGUGUCAGCUACCUGAAGGAGACACUGCGCCGCAACACAGCACUGCUGGCUGAUGCAGAAUGUCUACAGAUGAUGGAGGAUGCAAUUGAAGCGGCAGGUCUGCAUCCAGAGGCUCCAGCCCGACGGCUGAAGCUACGUUAUGGCAUGGAAACGACCGAUCUACUGCUAUGCAUUGGCAAUGAUAACGGAGGAAUACGCUCACGCUAUGGAAGCUAUUCAGACCGCAGCUUCUGUUACGCUCCCACAACUGGGCGCACAUUUUUCAUCACUUCCCCUCGAUACGGUGAUGCCCUUGGAUAUGUAUGCGCUGGGGUUGUCACGGAACGCAAUGACAUUGUUGUUGCUGGAGAGUUAGGGCCACGAAGGUUGGCAAGACAAAAGGAGAAGAAUGUGGAGAUUUUCAAAUAUAAUGAGGAAGCUCAGGGUAGCUGGAAGCACCUGAGCUCAGCAGAAUACCGUGACUCAUAUGCCCUGAGUUCCCUGGGUGAUAACCUGUACCUAAUAGGGGGUCAGAUGAUGCUGAAGAAUCAGUACCUCAUCACCAACAGUGUUGCACGCUGGUCUUUACAGGGCGGCCCUUGGCGCAGUGCCGCCCCUUUACCAAUGCCCUUGGCGCAUCACAGUGUUGUCCGGAUGAAAAACUGCCUUUAUGUGCUUGGAGGAAGGACACCACAGACAUAUCAUGCGGAUGAGGAGCCUGACCGUAUGAGUAACCGCCUGCUUGUGUAUGACCCAGAGAACAACAAGUGGAAUGAGCUCUGUCCUAUGAAAUAUUCCAAAUAUCGCUGCAGUGCAGUGGCCCUCAAUGGGGAGAUUUAUGUUAUAGGUGGUAUUGGAUGUGAGGGUGUAGAUCGUGGACAGUCACGCCGCUGUCUUGAUGCAGUAGAAAUCUACAACCCUGAUGGCGAUUUCUGGAGGGAUGGUCCUCCCUUACCCUGGCCACUUUUGUCACUGCGAAGCAAUGCACCAAAUGCUGGGGUGGUGGAUGGAAAACUAUACGCUUGUGGAUACUAUAAAGGAGCAGACCGCCAUGACAUCAUCACCAAGGAUAUCCUGCAGUUGGAUCCAUGGGAGAAUGUGUGGACUGUGGUGGUUAAACAGGCUGUGAUGCACGACAGUUAUGACGUGUGUCUGGUGGCGAACCUUAACCCGCGAAGACUCAUACCCCCUCCAGCUGACUUGGUGGAUGAAUAA
Ictalurus furcatus (blue catfish) is the source of this 2677-nucleotide messenger RNA. RefSeq names its product kelch repeat and BTB (POZ) domain containing 12 (gene kbtbd12). The record is from RefSeq and is a predicted model, not a curated record. NCBI's taxonomy places the organism in Eukaryota, Metazoa, Chordata, Actinopteri, Siluriformes, Ictaluridae. Bases 806 to 2677 code for a protein of 623 amino acids. The transcript is spliced from 6 exons. Gene Ontology annotation, molecular function: protein binding.